AGUGACACACACACAGAGAGAAACAGCAAAGGGAGGAGCGGGAAAUCAAAGGGGAGAGUAAUAAAAUACCCCGAAAUACACCUCAUUUAAGGCCUGACGUCCAGCUUUGCGCACACAGGCAGCGGAUACUGAGCGGAAGAAAAAGUUCAGAUCCCACGAAUCAGCGCGUGGGAGUUGGAAGAAGGAUCGUGACUGACUGAGGCAAGCUCCACUGUCUGUCUCGUCAUGGCAGGACCUGGAGGUGACAUGCAGUGGUGCUUCUCUCAGGUGAAAGGAGCCAUUGAUGAUGACGUAGCUGAAGCGGACAUUAUAUCCACAGUUGAGUUUAACCACACAGGGGAGCUGCUGGCCACUGGAGACAAGGGUGGGCGUGUUGUCAUUUUCCAACAGGAAAUAGAGAAUAAAAAUCCGCCUCAGUUCCGGAGCGAGUACAAUGUUUACAGCACCUUUCAAAGCCACGAGCCCGAGUUCGACUACUUGAAGAGUUUGGAAAUAGAAGAAAAGAUCAACAAGAUUCGCUGGCUUCCCCAGAAGAACGCUGCUCAGUUUCUACUGUCGACAAACGAUAAGACAAUUAAAUUGUGGAAAAUUAGUGAACGAGACAAGAGACCAGAGGGCUAUAAUCUGAAAGAGGAGGAUGGACGAUACAAAGAUCCUAACACUAUCACGGCACUGCGGGUACCAGUUUUAAUGCCUAUGGACCUCAUGGUGGAGGCCAGUCCACGGAGGGUGUUCGCCAACGCUCACACCUACCAUAUCAACUCUGUCUCGGUCAACAGUGACAACGAGACCUACCUGUCUGCAGACGACCUCCGCAUCAACCUCUGGCACCUUGAGAUCACUGACCGCAGCUUCAAUAUUGUUGACAUUAAACCAGCCAAUAUGGAGGAGCUAACAGAAGUGAUCACUGCAGCGGAGUUUCACCCUCACCAGUGUAAUACCUUCGUCUACAGCAGCAGCAAAGGAACCAUCCGCCUGUGUGACAUGAGAGUUUCAGCACUAUGUGACAAGCACUCCAAAUUGUUUGAGGAGCCAGAAGAUCCCAGCAACCGCUCCUUCUUCUCGGAAAUCAUAUCAUCGAUCUCAGAUGUCAAGUUUAGCCACAGUGGGCGCUACAUGAUGACCAGAGACUACUUGUCGGUGAAGAUUUGGGACUUGAACAUGGAAAACAGACCAGUGGAAACUUAUCAGGUUCACGAGUACCUGAGGAGCAAGCUGUGCUCGCUCUACGAAAACGACUGCAUCUUUGACAAGUUUGAAUGCUGCUGGAAUGGCAAUGACAGUGUGGUGAUGACUGGCUCAUACAACAACUUCUUCCGGAUGUUUGACCGCGGGCAUCGGCGGGACGUUAUGCUUGAAGCAUCCCGCGAAAACAGCAAGCCCAUGCAGGUCCUAAAGCCCCGCAAGGUGUGUGCCGGUGGCAAGCGCAAGAAAGAUGAAAUCAGUGUGGAUAGUUUGGACUUCAACAAGAAAAUCCUCCACACUGCCUGGCACCCCCAGGACAACAUCAUUGCCGUGGCAACAACUAACAACCUCUACAUAUUCCAGGAUAAAGUAAACUAAUAACAGGGUGAGUUUGUUCAAGAUCCGGCGUGGGUGUCCUGAACGUCCCCGCCCCCAUCCAGGGUUAUCUGCGGUAACACCGACAGCCAGAAUCCCUGUCCGUCGCUACCCAGCGACCAAACUUUGCCACUUUGUUCUAGACGUGGACAGAAGAAGCUUCUCUCGCCCGUUAUGUCUGUCUGAAGCAGAGUGACGUCUGCCUUGUUGUUUAGUGAUGUUGUGCCAAGUUUUUCCUUUGUCAUGUUUUUUUUUUUCUGCCUGCCCACCUGCCCUUUACUUCUCUAAUGUGGGUAAAACAGUUUAAUUUCCAUAAAAUUCUGACUACAGGCACACUUAUUUUUAUAACCCCGCCCACCCCAAAUGGCUCUGUAGUUGAAAAUAAACACUUUAGUAUGUCCCCUCAUCCUGUGCCAUUGUGGUGUUUAUUUUUCUAAUUUGAUCCCCCUUUUUUUUGUGUGUACAUGCUUUUUUUCCAGUUCUUUUGAGGUUUAUUAAAAUGUACUCAACGGAUACACAAAUAUGCCUGGUGCUUUUUUUUUUUUUUUUUUUUUUUCCUCUCCUCUCUUCUGUCGUUUUUAUUUUGUUUCCUCCCCUACAUACACUCUAGCUGUUCACACAGGACAACAAUACCUCAGCAGUGGCCUCCAGGAUUUUAGGUACAGUGCGUUUUCAUUUAUAUGGUCCAGUGAGGUGUUGUCCUGCUCGCUGUUGCUGUGCCUCAAGCUCUGGUUGGCCAAACGGGCUCAAACUCCAGAAGAGAUUUUCUUUCUUUCUUUCUUUUUUUUUUUUUUUUUUUUUUUUUUUUUUUUUUUUUUUAAACCCUUCCUCCUUUUCUUUUAGAUUGGUUCAUGUGUCUUGACUUAUUUUGUGCAUUGGUUCCUCUUCCUAAUCUUGUGUUCAACAAUAGUCAGGUAUGAGAGAUAGCCUAUACAAAGAAAAUUAUGAUUGUCAUAUUUAUAUUAAAAAAAAAGUUUAACACGUCACCAGAUGUGUUCCGUCCCAUUUUGUGAAACGAAGCUGUACCAUUUUAACAACUAUUUUUUUUUUUUUUCCUCCUUUGGUUGAGUAUUGUCUUCCCAUGGUGUACCAUAGUUCUCAAGCAGCACUUCACAACAGAGAGAACUUUGAGUUUUACACUGGACUCUUGCUGCACCAUCUGCAGUAUUUGGAUAUCUGUAUUGUAAGCCUGCAUUUAAGAUAAACAGUACAUUAUUUGGGGCAUUAAGUCAGUCAAAGCAUCUAUGAACUACUGCAGACAAUGUUGUGGUGAAAUAAAGCCACAAACAUUUUCAGGACAUGAAAUCUACAAACAAUAUUUAAAAUGUGGACAAUAGGGAUGUUGAUGCCUCUAGUAAUGUAUAAAAGUUUUACUCUUGAAAAUGAAGAAAAAAAAGAAAAGAAAAGACUACUUUUGCA
This is a messenger RNA of Melanotaenia boesemani (Boeseman's rainbowfish), 2979 nucleotides long. RefSeq names its product protein phosphatase 2, regulatory subunit B, alpha b (gene ppp2r2ab). The transcript has 10 exons. Gene Ontology annotation, cellular component: protein phosphatase type 2A complex; cytosol. The record is from RefSeq and is a predicted model, not a curated record. Lineage: Eukaryota; Metazoa; Chordata; Actinopteri; Atheriniformes; Melanotaeniidae. Gene Ontology annotation, biological process: peptidyl-serine dephosphorylation. Gene Ontology annotation, molecular function: protein phosphatase regulator activity; protein binding. The coding region runs from base 226 to 1563 and encodes 445 amino acids.